This is a messenger RNA of Drosophila grimshawi, 1519 nucleotides long. Its product is annotated as apolipoprotein D. NCBI's taxonomy places the organism in Eukaryota, Metazoa, Arthropoda, Insecta, Diptera, Drosophilidae. The coding region runs from base 630 to 1274 and encodes 214 amino acids. The transcript is spliced from 5 exons. The record is from RefSeq and is a predicted model, not a curated record.
AGAGAAGGUUGUCGCGGCGUCAGUUUUAGAUUAGACUUUCUAGACCGAGAUUUAACGUACAACAAAUGCCAAAGAACGUGCAGCAGUCAAACGUGUAAACAAAGAGACAACAUUAAAACAAUAAAACAACAAGGCGCACUCAAAGUGACAAAGCAACCGACAAGUGUCCGCUUCGCUUAAUUUUCACUCUUUGUGUUGUUGUUUGCUGCACUCGCCAAGCCAACUAAGUCAACCCACUCAUCCAAGCCCAGUGAGACUCGAGGAGCAGCACGUUUUGAUUAUCGCACAUUUCUUAUGCGGAAUAUUAAUAGGUACACCGAGUAACAACAACAAAAACAACAACAACAACACUGAUAGUAACAAUUACAAGUAACAAACCAAACAAAUAAGAAAAACAAAUAAUAAUACUCGCAUCGCUUUGAGGAAAUGGAAAUCCAACGGCUCCGUUCAUUGACCAACUGACAUCAUAAACGGAAGUUGCACCGUGCAUAACAAAGUGAAUUCAUUGCCUCCGAUUAAACAUUCUACGCAGAACAAAUCGACGCAUAAUAAUUGCAAACAAACACAUAUAAAAACUGUGCCAAUCUUUAACCCAAUAAGCAAUAUUUUGUGUUUUCGGAUUUACCAAAAUGAGCAAGCAAAAAUGUUGUGCAAUUUUGCGAGUUUUGCUAGUGUCGUCUGUAUUACUACUGACAUUUGUUGAGCAGACCCAAGCCUAUGGAUUUGGACGUUGCCCGAAGUAUCCGUCGAUGCCAAAGUUUAAUAUGAGUCGCGUGCUCGGCCACUGGUUCGAGGUGGAGCGUUCAUUCUAUUUGCCCGAAAUUGCAUCGGGCUGCACCACUUUCGAGUUUGAGCCCUACAACAAAGCGGAUCUGUCCAAGUUCAACAACUUUAAGCUGGAGGUGGCCAUAAAAACCGUCAAUCGCAUCACUGGCAAUCCCAAUGUAAAUCUGGGCUAUGCCACGCCAGAGAACAGCAGAUCCUCUAUUAUGGACUUUAAGUUCAACACUCGCUUUCCGGAGGUGAUUGCCCGCCUGUUGCCCGGUUCUGGUAAAUACCAGGUGCUCUACACGGACUACGAAAACUUUGCCAUAUUGUGGUCCUGUGGCAGCAUUGGCUCCCUAGGCUAUGCCGAUCAGAUCUGGGUGCUCGGACGCGAGACAGACUUUGUAGUUGAGAUUCGAGAGAAGAUCUACGAUGUGCUCAAGCGACUCUCUCUCGACCCCGAAAGACUUGUGCUCAGCAAGAAUUCCAACUGUCCCAAAAUGCACUGAAUCCACACCGAUAUACACAUCUGUUUAGAUAUAACUUACUGUUUAAGUAUCAUAUUCAAUGUAUUGUCUAGAUCCUAGGCUUUAGGCUUUAGGCUGCUGUGAUAUCGCCAAGUUAAGCUCUGUUUUGUAUUGCCAAACAACAAAUAUAUAUAUAUGUAUGCGAAAAUUGAUAUUUGAGCGCGAUGUGGGGGAUUUCCAGCACGAAGAGUUGACCUUACACCAAUUAUAAUGAAUACUCUAAUUAA